Molecule: messenger RNA, 895 nt
Organism: Spodoptera littoralis (African cotton leafworm)
Lineage: Eukaryota; Metazoa; Arthropoda; Insecta; Lepidoptera; Noctuidae
Source: the annotation of a GenBank genome assembly
UGCGCAAACGCAGAGUAUCGCUAAUCGCAAUCGCAGUGCAAUUCUCGCUCAGUGCAGUAUGGCGGCGCGCGCAAUCGUCGCGUCUUGCGCGCUACUCGCGUUCGCGGGAGUUGCGUACGCGCAGGAUGCAGUGGUGAUAGUGGAUGUCAGCAACCGCACACUCCCGAACCAAGCGACCAACGGGGCCCACAGGAACCAUGGGACUCAUGGGGCCCACACGACCGGGACCCAUGCGAACAUAGCAUCUUUAGAUGACUGCCAAAGUAUAGUGACACAGCUGGAGUUGGCAAAGGAAGAAGCUCUCCUACUGUAUACGGACUUCGCUUCCCGGGCCGGUAACGAUUUGAAGACAUUCCUAAAAAACAUCACUGGGUAUGCUGAUGGCAUCAUCCAGAACGUUAAUGAUGAACCGCCUCUUGAUGAUGUGGACGAAUGCUGGGUGAAGUUCCAGUACCGGGUGAAGAAGGUGGAGCAUGAUGCCCAGAGAGCAGCCAUGUUCAGCGGAGACAGCCACCACAAGUUCCUGUUGGGACACAUGAUCGUGUUUCGGAUGCAUCUGAACAAGAGUGAAGACUACUUGAAGAGGUGUGACAAAGCUACCAGAGGCUGUGGUCUGUCUUGUGAGACUACCCCACGCGUAAGGCGCUGGCGUCGCUUAGCUCUGGACGAGAUCCAUCGAGUUCGAGAGGACAUGCCAUUCACCAGGAGAUCUUACAGGGACCUGGUGUCCCAUGCGCGUCGGAAACUGAAUCACUUGAAGAAGCAGAUCAUCGUCAGGUCGAGGGAUGCGAUGGAAGACUACAAAUAUUGUAUAAAUAGGAGGCGAUUACGAUAGGUUCUUGAUUCUUGAGUGGGGUCGAAAGUUAAUCAAAAUUCUUAGUUUUAAAAACAUUUU